AUGUCUACUGUCUUCCGCCGCCAUCAUGAGCAUGAUCCGCCCAUUGGCGAGAUCCCGGUUCCUCAUGGACCUGAGACUGGCAAUGAACACGAGCACUACCCAACCGUACCGCCCGCCACGGACUACGAAAAGGAAAUCUUCAAGCACAUCACACAACCCGACGAUUCCUACACGUCCGAGGGCGUGUACUGGGCCGACCUCCCUUUUUGGAAAAGAUGGUCCUUUGUGAGCGCGGUUGACAGGGCCGAGUCCAAGACGGAAAUGAGCAACAUCUGGGCCAUGGUCAAGAACGAUCCCUUGAGCCCACUGGGUUGGUACUGGCGCAAUGCUAUACUGCCCGGUGCCGGACUUGGCCUCGAGGGCUACGUGCUAUUCUCUAUCGGCAAUCUCGAGCCUCUGUUCAAAUCCGUCUGGCCCGAAUGUUGGGGUCAUGCCACAGUGUGCAGUAAGAACUGGGUCGCAUCCGUCACCUACCUUGAGGUUAUCGGCAUCAUGGUUGGACAGGUUGGCGUUGGUAUCAUCGGUGACUGGGUUGGUCGACGAUGGGGUCUCAUCCAAGACGCAUUGAUCAUGUUCAUUGGUCUGGUCCUUCUCACUGGCUCGUGGGGCCUCACGCUUCAAGGCUGGAUCAUCUGCUACGGAUGGUCCUUGUUCAUCUACGGUCUUGGCGUCGGUGGAGAGUAUCCCAUCACCGCAACAUCUUCCAUGGAAAAUGCUGUGUCUGCUGGCAAGCUCUCGACUCGCGACGACCGUCUCCACCGUGGUCGCAAGGUCACAAUGGCGUUCCUGAUGCAGGGUUGGGGUCAAUUUGUCAACCAGGUCAUCCUGAUCGUUCUCAUGUUCAUCUUCAACCGAGGCUACGGCAACCCACCCUACAGCGAGACGGCCACCCAAUGGGUCUUCCGCCUCCAAUUCGCUAUCCCCUGCAUUGGAACCUUGUGGCUUGUCUACUACCGUACUUGGAAGAUGAAGGCCGCCGGCAAGAAGCUUGAUCAGGCCAAGAAGAAGGCCAAUGUCACCGGCUACGAUGUCAAGUCGAUGAAGAUGACCUUCAAGAACUUUGGAGGUAGAAUCGUCGCCACAGCCGGCGGCUGGUUCUGCAACGACGUUUUCUUCUAUGGAAACAAGCUGUUCCAGGGACAAUUUAUCAACCUGGUCUCCAACAACCCUUCCUCGGUCAUGACGACCUGGACCUGGAAUCUCGUCAACGUUGUCGUCUCCCUCGCCGGUUACUACGCUGCGUCCAUGCUGAUUGACAACAAGAUGUAUGGACGUAAGAUGAUGCAGCAAGUCGGAUUCCUGAUGUGCUUCAUCAUGUUCGUCAUCCCAGCUUUCAACUACAAGUACUACACCAGCGAUGCAGGCGUUCACUCCUUCAUGGCCAUGUACUUUUUGUCGUCGUUCUUCAACCAGUUUGGCCCCAACUCGGUUACCUUCCUUGUUGCCGGAGAGGUCUUUCCCACCCAGAUCCGAGCCAGUGCCCACGGUUUCUCAGCUUGCAUUGGCAAGGCUGGCGCCCUGCUGGCUUCGGUACUCUACAACUACAUCGACAACCAGACCAAGUUCUACGUCGUACCCUGGUUCGGUCUUGCUGGUAUGCUCAUGACCUGGCUUUGGCUUCCAGACACCACCGGCCUUGAUCUUAAGGAGCAGGAGCGUCGAUGGCAGUACAUUCUCGAGGGUCGUGAUGACGAAUACCACGGUAUCGCCGUGCACCCGGCCCAUUUGUCCAUGUGGGAGAGAUGGUUGGGUGUUGGCAAGUCGUACCACCCCGACUUUGACCUUAAGGCUAAGAUCCGGGACAUCAAGGCCGACUGGCAGGACAAGCAAGCCGCCAAGGAAGACCCUGAGCAGGCAGACAUUCUUGACGAUGAUGAGGAUCUGACUGAGGAGAUCCACAGCUACUUCCGCGGUGUCGCACCUUCCAACGGUGGAAUCUUGAGCUCAAAGAAGGAGAAGGGUUCGCAUGAAGUGUCCUCGGCCAAGGGCAGUGACCACACGGCUGUGCAAGAUGAUAACGAGAUCUCGGAAAAGUAA
Messenger RNA from Neoarthrinium moseri, 2037 nucleotides. RefSeq lists its product as uncharacterized. Gene Ontology annotation, molecular function: transmembrane transporter activity. The record is from RefSeq and is a predicted model, not a curated record. The transcript has 2 exons. Bases 1 to 2037 code for a protein of 678 amino acids. Lineage: Eukaryota; Fungi; Ascomycota; Sordariomycetes; Amphisphaeriales; Apiosporaceae. Gene Ontology annotation, biological process: transmembrane transport. Gene Ontology annotation, cellular component: membrane.